Molecule: messenger RNA, 2303 nt
Organism: Erinaceus europaeus (western European hedgehog)
Lineage: Eukaryota; Metazoa; Chordata; Mammalia; Eulipotyphla; Erinaceidae
Gene: HCK
Product: HCK proto-oncogene, Src family tyrosine kinase
Exons: 13
Coding region: 263-1771 (502 amino acids)
Biological process (GO): protein phosphorylation; cell differentiation; innate immune response
Cellular component (GO): extrinsic component of cytoplasmic side of plasma membrane
Molecular function (GO): non-membrane spanning protein tyrosine kinase activity; signaling receptor binding; ATP binding
Source: RefSeq, a predicted model, not a curated record
AGUGCUUGGUCAGCCUCUGGGCAACCCCGGGUCCUCGAUUUGGCACUUGGGGUAGAAGUAGAGGCGAGGGGGAGGGACCCGAGUGAGUCGCUAAGAGCUGAGCCUGGGAGGCCCCUCGGAGCGCUGCCCCAGCCUCUUCUCAAGAGUCACUCAGUCUUCCUUGGGGCACCGGCGCCCCAGAACCCUGGGGGCUGCAGAGCUGGGAGGGCGCUCGAGUUGCGAGGAUCCGGGCUGCCCGCGAGAGGAGGAGCGGGCACCCAGGAUGGGAUGCAUCAAGUCCAAGUUCCUCCGGAAUGAAGACAAAAUCUCAAAAACAGAUUCCAGCACUAACCCGAGCAGCCCCCUUUAUGUGCCGGAUCCCACAUCCUCAGGCAAGCGGGGGCCUAACAGUAGCAAUGGAAAUCCACCAGGGUCCAUAGAGGGCCCUGAGGACAUUGUUAUUGCCUUGUAUGAUUAUGAGGCCAUUCACCAUGAAGACCUCAGUUUCCAGAAGGGGGACCAGAUGGCUGUGCUGGAGGAGUCUGGGGAGUGGUGGAAGGCUCGAUCCCUGAUCAACCGGAAAGAGGGCUACAUCCCCAGCAACUACGUCGCCCGCGUUAAUUCUCUAGAGACAGAAGAGUGGUUCUUCAAGGGCAUCAGUCGGAAGGAUGCAGAGCGCCAACUCCUUGCCCCUGGCAACAUUCUGGGCUCCUUCAUGAUCCGUGACAGUGAGACCACCAAAGGGAGCUACUCUUUGUCUGUGCGAGACUAUGACCCCCAGCACAAGGACGCAGUGAAGCAUUAUAAGAUCCGAACCCUGGACAGCGGAGGUUUCUACAUCUCCCCACGGAGCACCUUCAGCACCCUGCAGGAGCUGGUGGCCCACUACAAGAAGGGAAGUGAUGGGCUCUGCCAGAAGCUGACGAUGCCCUGCUUAUCCUCCAAGCCCCAGAAGCCAUGGGAAAAAGAUGCCUGGGAGAUCCCACGGGAAUCCCUCAAGCUGGAGAAGAAACUUGGAGCUGGGCAGUUUGGGGAAGUCUGGAUGGCCACUUACAACAAGCACACCAAGGUGGCUGUGAAGACCAUGAAGCCAGGGAGCAUGUCAGUGGAGGCCUUCCUGGCAGAGGCCAACCUAAUGAAAACCCUGCAGCACGACAAGCUGGUGAAGCUGCACGCGGUGGUCACACAGGAGCCCAUCUACAUCAUCACUGAGUUUAUGGCCAAAGGAAGCCUGCUGGACUUCCUGAAAAGUGAUGAAGGCAGCAAGCAGCCCCUGCCCAAACUCAUUGACUUCUCAGCUCAGAUUGCAGAAGGCAUGGCCUUCAUCGAGCGAAGGAACUAUAUCCACCGAGACCUCCGAGCUGCCAACAUCUUGGUCUCUGCGUCCCUGGUAUGCAAGAUUGCUGACUUUGGCCUGGCACGGGUCAUAGAAGACAAUGAGUACACAGCUCGUGAAGGAGCCAAGUUCCCCAUCAAGUGGACAGCUCCUGAAGCCAUAAACUUUGGAUCCUUCACCAUCAAGUCAGACAUCUGGUCCUUUGGUAUCUUGCUGAUGGAGAUUGUCACCUAUGGCCGGAUCCCUUACCCAGGAAUGUCAAACCCCGAGGUGAUCCGGUCACUGGAGCGUGGAUACCGGAUGCCUCGUCCAGAGCACUGCCCCGAGGAGCUCUAUGACAUCAUGAUGCGAUGCUGGAAGAACCGCCCUGAGGAGCGGCCCACCUUUGAAUAUAUCCAGAGUGUGCUGGAUGACUUCUACACUGCCACUGAGAGCCAGUACCAACAGCAGCCAUAAUGGACAGGAGUAGACUGGGGCAGACCCUGGCUUCAAGAAAGAGCUUAUACAAUGAUAGCUCCAGCACCAUCUGUCCAGGACCCUUCACUCCUCCCACUCCCAGGCACCUUCAUGAUUCCAGCCUCAUUUUUUCAUCUGUUAAAUGGAUGGACAAUCUCUUUUUGACUCUAGCAACUCACAACCUGCCAUUCUCAGGAGACCCCAAGUUGAUAUUUCUAUUGCUUGGGACAGUUGAAUUCCAAUUAUAUCAGGGCCAGGCAGUGGUGCACCUGGUUAAGUGCACAUAUUAUAUAGCACACAAGGACCCAGGUUCAAGCCCCUGGUCCCCACCUGCAGGAGGAAAGCUUCACAAGUGGUGAAGCAAGGCUGCAAGUGUCUCUCUCUCUCUCCCACUCUGUCUCCCUCUUCCUUCUCAAUUUCUCUGUCCAAUAAUAAAUAAAUAAUAUUAAAAAUUACAUCUAUGGUUUUUGAAUAGAAAACUUUAAAGAUAAUGAAAUAUAUAUUUAAAUUAAAAAGUAUGAAUACUAAAGAU